Messenger RNA from Fomitopsis serialis, 1334 nucleotides. RefSeq lists its product as uncharacterized. The record is from RefSeq and is a predicted model, not a curated record. The coding region runs from base 313 to 996 and encodes 227 amino acids. The transcript is spliced from 5 exons. Lineage: Eukaryota; Fungi; Basidiomycota; Agaricomycetes; Polyporales; Fomitopsidaceae.
GACGCCCGUCUCAUUUUGACUCUGUGAUCGGUCUUGCAGAUCAUCGGAUCAAUCAUCCUCCGACCCGCCCCCGCACCGUCACCGCCGUGCGCGCAGGCGGUCCUCUUUCUUGCAUCGUCUUCUUCUCACAGUACAGUAAUGCUGCUCUACAUACCAUGAGUCCCUCAGAAGGCACAGGCUGAGCCAUGCUAGAAAGCCGGGACUGAGUCACACAUGAGGUGAGCCCAUCGUAUUCGAGCAUCAGCUGCAGUACAUGAGGCACGAGAAUCUGGACUUUUGUUUCCGCUAGACUGAGGGCAACACUAAGUGGACAUGUACAUGCGUCGUCACACUUGCUGGCUGGACGUUCGGACACGUACGAAGUCAUCGUGGAUGUGUACGAAGGGGGAGUAUUUAGGCUUCGAGCAUGACAUCGUGCCGGCGCUCUCAAUCGCAAGCCAUCUGCUUCCGGAGAGACAACUCACUCUCCUGUCAAUGUCAUGGACACAACGAGGACGGCGAAACACCGGAACUUGCUCGUCGAACGUCGUAUUCAAUACGAUACCCUCUCACCCACCGUCGGCCGCGACGAUUCUCUGUACCGUCUUCAGAACACCGCUCAAGAGUCAUUGGUGCCCUAGGAUGCACGCGCAGCAGGUGCAGAUCCACUGUCAGUGGUCCGAACACGACGUGCAAACCACCUGUCUGUUCUUCGCUCUCACAGGUUCCGGUUCAUCGAUGCGUAGCCGUCUCGAAAGCGGCUGUUUCUAUACGUUCAGCCUCUGCCUUCUGACGCACGGGCGCAGGGUAUCGGCCUUAAGUUUGCCCCCUUCGUGUUCGGUCAUCUGCUGGGCAUCUGCAGUCAGCCGGUGCUUCACAGAUGCGCGUACGUGCGGUGUCUGGUCAACGCCCAACGGUAGCUCAGAUCUCAGCGCUGACCGAAAAGUGCUUCGGUGUUGGACGAGAAAAGCGCGUUGGAGUGCUAUUUGCGAACUACCCGUCCUUUUUCCCUCAUGAAACCUCCGUGUACAUAAGGUUUCGACGACACCUCGGCUGUGUCAAGAUACAGCGUUGCUGAGGUACGUCGAAAGGCUCGCAUCUGUCGUAAUCAAUGUCUGGGUGGCCCUACUGCAUGGACGCAAUCAAACCAUCAUUCACCUCUCAUCUCUGACACACCUCGGGAGCUCGUUAUAGUAAUAUACAAACCCAGUGUUCACGAUGGAGAUGAGCCAGGCACGAUACUAUAGCAACAGCGGGUUCGCGGCGAUGGUGUCGCUGCGAUUGAACUACUCAACUAGCAGUCCUUUCAGGUCUGAUCGACGCUGUCACAUCAAUACCGAAUGGUGAUCAAUUCU